AAGGCAAAAGGCCUAUAUUUGAAUAAAAAAAGGCAAAAACAAAGAAAUGAACCUCUUAACAGCAGAAAUAUCAAGGAAACGAGAGGAGAUGAGGAGUGUGAGGGGUCAAAAUGAACAAAAAUAUGUUAAACAGAGAGAUCUUGAAGAAAAAAGAGAAAAAGCUUAUUAUGAGGAGAAAGAAAGGAUAGAUAAUGAAAAAGAAGAACAACGAAAAAAAAAGCGAGAAUUAGUGAUUCAGGAGGAAGAAAAGAGGGUAUUAUUUAAAAAAAGAUAUGAAGAAUCAAGAUUAGAAAAAAAAAAUGAAGGAAAGAUGAAGGGAUUAACAGAAGAAGAGGUUAUUAAAAAGUUUAGAGAGAAAAAGCAACCUAUAUGUUUAUUUGGAGAGACAUUUGAAGAGAAAAAAGAGAGAUUAAUACAUUUAGAAUAUAUAGAAGAGCAAAAAAGAAAACAAGAAGAAAUGAUAGGAAAAGUGGAAUUAGAAGGAAAGGGAGUGGAAUUAAAGGAAGAAAUAGAGAUACUUAGAAAGGAAGCAGAGAAAGAUGAGAGUGUAUUGAAUAUUAACUUGAAUGAAUUGAAAAAUAAUCCAGAAAAUUUGUAUAAAAAAAUAUUAGUUUAUUUUGAGAUAUUGAUUGAUUUGUGGAGAAAAACAUUAGAUGAACGUCCAGAUGAAAUCAAGGAAUCUAAACAAGGGAAAUCAGUAUCAGCAAAUCAGCAACAAUCACAAAAGGAUCUUCAAGUGUUUUUUAAUUUAUUAAAAAAGAAAUCUAUGAAAAGUGAUAUAUUGGAGGGGGUUUCAAAGAUUACAUAUCAUUGUCAAAGACGUGAAUAUAUUAAGGCAAAUGAUGCAUAUCUUCAGCUUAGUAUAGGUAAUGCGGCAUGGCCAAUUGGUGUAACAAUGGUAGGAAUUCAUGAACGAAGUGCACGUGAAAAGCUUCAUACAGGACAAACAGGUCAUGUUUUAAAUGAUGAAGCUACUAGAAAAUGGUUACAAGCGAUUAAAAGACUUCUUACAUUUAUACAGUCAGUGAAACCACCUGAUGAUCGAAAUCAACUUAUGGGUUAAAAUAAGAAUAUUUCAAGCCUAUAGUAAAUAAUAUAACAAAUAAUUG
This is a messenger RNA of Pneumocystis carinii B80, 1109 nucleotides long. RefSeq lists its product as hypothetical. Gene Ontology annotation, biological process: generation of catalytic spliceosome for second transesterification step; RNA splicing. The transcript is spliced from 7 exons. Gene Ontology annotation, cellular component: U4/U6 x U5 tri-snRNP complex; U5 snRNP; U2-type post-spliceosomal complex. Lineage: Eukaryota; Fungi; Ascomycota; Pneumocystomycetes; Pneumocystales; Pneumocystaceae. Bases 47 to 1063 code for a protein of 338 amino acids. The record is from RefSeq and is a predicted model, not a curated record.